CUCAAUCUUCAGCCUGUCUUGCUUGUUUAUCUCUCGCUUUGACAUUUACAAUUGGCACAAGUGUCUACUACAUUGUUCAAUCUGACCUACUACUUGCGCAACGUCUUACGCACUCAUCAUCACGACCGAUAUGUUCUUGCGCAGCAGCAGCUCACGGCUAUCCGCCUUGUUGCGCCGUCAAUCUCCGCGCUCCCUCGUCGCCAAACAUCGCCCAUAUUCUACUUCCCAGCCUCAAGGACAAGAUGACAUUGACGCAAUUCUUGCCAAGCCGACUUGGUCUGUCCGUUCGCUGCUCCCCGACGAGACCGAUAAGCCCUCCACUCCCUCGGUGACUCCCGAACAGCUUCGCCAUCUGCUCCGCUUGUCUGCACUGCCUCGACCCGCGAACGAGGAAGAGGAGAGAAAAAUGCUCGACACUCUGGAGUCCCAGAUCCAUUUUGUGAAGCAAAUCCAGCGCGUCGAUGCCAGCGGCGUUGAGCCUCUACAAAGCAUCCGCGACGAGACUCCUGAAGCGGUGAAGGAAAACACGAUUGGUCUGGAAAAGCUCAAAGAAGCCUUGUCCAAGGAACGGGUUGUUGGACGCAAUAAGAGGAUUCAACGAAUUGAAUCGCAAAGGAACGAGCGACCGGACGGAGACAUCUGGGAUGGAAACGCCCUCGCAUAUGCUUCCAAGACCAAAGGCAAAUUCUUCGUGAAACAUGCUAGCAAAUUCGGGUCGGGCCAUGCUACGCCGCCUGCUCCGUCCCCGAGCGACCGCGGAGCAGAUCUGACAACCAUCCUCGACCGCCCGCAGCGCGCUGACUUGACUGUUCUGGUCGCCGAGGCAAUUGAGCAGAUGCGAAAUGGCAUUGUCGCUAAUUUCCAUGUCGCUCCUCCGGCCAUCCAGGAGACUACACAUGACUUCUCUAAACAUGAGGAGGACGAGGAAGAUACGGACUCCUUGUUUGAUCCUCUUGAACAUCACGAGGACGAAAGCUCAAACGAUCGUGCUCCAUCGGAAGUAAAGGCUUCGACCAAGGAUCUUCAACUCGAGGCCAAAGCUCUCGCGGGCUUUGAUGACUGGAGAGAUACCGUCCUGCUCCGGAUCGGGGAAGUAGUAAAUCGGGACGAUGAUGCUCAGACUGAAUCCAGCCAAGACGACGCAUCGCAAGAACUGCCCGAGCCACGACUGGAACAGGAUGAGACUGCUUUGAAGAAACUUCGUGAGGUUUAUCCUCCGGUCGAAACGCCUCUCGUGCACCUGCCCAGAGCGAAGAAGCUGUUGAUCCUACACUCGUUACUACUGUUGAUGCUGAGUCUGGAGCACUACAAUGCUCGCUCACGGGUACUAAUGCUGUACGUAUCGUCUUCCUUAGACCUUGACGUUAAGAUCCUCAAUGGAGACGAGGUCAAGGUUGCACGGGGACUGCUCGACACAGCUCUUCAGCUUUCCCAAGCCGAGGCCAAAGAACCUGGGAAGCACCGCGAUUCGUCUAGAAAGUGGAAGGUUGGAAUAGCAUCUGUCGCAGGAGCCGCGUUGAUCGGCAUCACGGGCGGGCUCGCCGCGCCUCUUGUUGCGGCUGGUCUUGGCACAGUUUUGGCCGCUGCUGGCUACUUGGGCGCCUUGGCUGGUAGUGGUGUCAUCGUCGGAGGGCUCUUUGGUGCUUACGGAGGCCGCAUGACGGGUCGCAUGGUCGACAAGUAUGCGCGGGAAGUGGACGACUUCGCCUUCCUGCCUAUUCGUGGUACCCAUCGAAGGUCGGAGGACGAGAGGGAGGCAGCUGAAAAUGAUCAUAUGCUGCGAGUCACAAUCGGCAUCUCAGGUUGGGUGACGGAAGAAGACAACUAUGUUGUCCCGUGGAAAGUGAUUGGCAGUGACUCAGAAGUAUUCGGUCUACGUUGGGAAAGAAAGCCGCUGAUGAAGCUCGGCAACGCCAUGAACUAUCUUGUCACGAGUGCUGGCUGGGCUGCUGGAGGUCAAGUCCUGUCCCGUACUAUCUUUGCUCAGAUUAUGAGUGCAGUCAUGCUACCCCUGGGGCUACUCAAGGUUGCCCGCGUCGCGGACAACCCAUUUAGCGUGGCCAAGGCUCGCGCGGACAAGGCCGGUGAGGCACUUGCGGAUGCCCUGAUCAGCAAAGUACAGGGCGAAAGAUCUGUCACGCUGAUCGGCUACUCGAUGGGCUCCCGGACCCUCGCCAAGCGGCAGGCAUUCGGCUUAGUGGAAUCAGCGGUUCUCAUGGGCUCACCUACUCCGUCUAACGCACCUCACUGGCGCCGUCUACGCAGUGUUGUCAGUGGUCGAUUGGUCAAUGUGUACUCUGAAAACGACGCCGUUCUCGCGCUACUGUACCGAACCAGCAGCCUUCAGCUUGGUGUUGCCGGUCUACAGCCUGUGCAGGGUGUGUCCGGGGUGGAAAAUGUGGACGCCAGCGACUUUAUCAGCGGCCAUCUGCGGUACCAAUUCCUGGUUGGACGCAUUCUAGGCGUGGUGGGUCUAGAGAGUAUCGAUGCUGACGAAGUGGCUCGGGAGGAGGCAGCAUUGGAGGUCAAGGAUAGAAAGCAGGAGCAAGAGCGCCUGCAUAAUGAGCGUGCCGCUGGAUUAGAUGGGGAUGAGUCCGCGCGGCGACUUCUGGAGAAAGGCGAUGCGCAGGAUGAAGAGAAGAUACAAGGUGAGGUUGACCAGAAGACCAGAGAGGGCUUUAGCCCACACUUGACAAGGUCUACAUUCCAACCGUGA
Molecule: messenger RNA, 2716 nt
Organism: Aspergillus brunneoviolaceus CBS 621.78
Lineage: Eukaryota; Fungi; Ascomycota; Eurotiomycetes; Eurotiales; Aspergillaceae
Product: DUF726 domain protein
Exons: 5
Coding region: 131-2716 (861 amino acids)
Biological process (GO): regulation of translational fidelity
Source: RefSeq, a predicted model, not a curated record